AUGGCGGAUGCUUCUGAAAGCCCUGGCGUCGAGCCUCUCUUCUUCAUGCAGAAGCUUUCGCCUGUUGUCUCAUACUACCGGCCACAAACCAGCGACGCCAAAAGCAUUGCCAUUUCUGAUCCAUCGCUCGUCAUCAUUGCCUCAUGGACCGAUGCGCGGGACGUGCACAUCGCCAAGUACAUCUCGAAGUACCAACAGUACUACCCUACAGCACCAAUUCUCCUGAUUCAAAGCACAUCGAAGCUCUUCCUGAACCCGUCUACGAUUGGCCCUGCUGUACGACCUGCUGUUAGUGUUAUCCGCGCUGCCGUUGGCUCCAAGCCAUCAUCUGAUUCCUCGGCCCAAAUUCUGCUGCACAUCUUUUCCAAUGGCGGUUCGUCGAGCAUGGCGGAGCUGUACAAAGAGUACGCUGCAACAGCAACAGCAGGGGAGACCACACAGAUCCCCCUGCACAUCACCAUCUUUGACUCCUCGCCGUCUAUUUAUCGCAUAGAACGAGCAAUGGCGUUUCUGAGUGUCGGCAUGUCCCCUAUACAGCGGAUGCUUGCGGCCCCAUUCUUCUAUUUAUUGGCAUCGGCAUACGCGGCCCUAAUUUUCCUGGGCGUGUGGGAGGACAUGCAAGUAGUUUGGGGUGAUCGCCACAAUGAUCCCGAGACUGUGUUGGAGACACGCAGAACCUACAUUUAUAGCGAUACCGACAAACUUGUUGGCGCCAUUGACGUCGAGGCACAUGCAGAGAAGGCAGAGAGGGCCGGCUUCACGGUUAGGAGAGAGCGAUUCCGAGGCUCGGAACACGUAUCGCAUGCCAGGAAGGAUGAGAUGAGAUACUGGGACAUCGUCAGAGGGACAUGGGAUGAAGCAUACUCCGGAAAAUAG
Clonostachys byssicola is the source of this 876-nucleotide messenger RNA. The record is from the annotation of a GenBank genome assembly. NCBI's taxonomy places the organism in Eukaryota, Fungi, Ascomycota, Sordariomycetes, Hypocreales, Bionectriaceae.